CGCCGUGAUUACGUACUAGUUGGUGAAUACGGAGAAUGCGUAUUAUACGCAGGAAUCUGUCGUAAAAUACGUCCUGGGCUCUGUACUCCGGCGUGAAAGUAGAGAAUACGAGUGCUUCAGAUGAUCGCAUAGGAUAUUUUCUCAACCGCAACCGAGCUUAUGUUAGCAGCCGUGAGCGGAACACUCAAAGAGUCCGGGGGAAUCCAGUGGAUUUCUGGCGGAGGCCAUAUUAUGCUGCUUGAAAAUGUACCCGAAUAAUCGGAUGACAGCACUCCAAUCCAUCGAAGGAAAACUUUCGAGUUCAGUUUAAACGGUGGGCUUGCAAUAAAAGGAGGUCGUGUGGCUAACAGGAUCCCGAGGGCUGCUGUGAACCGAUCGAGCUGUGGCUAGCAUGGUGCUAAUAUCACACAUGCAGCCGAACUACAUCGAUUGACUGAAAGACUGCGUCGCUUCUCGGGUCUGCUAAUGUUCAUGAGGCGUGUUUGGGUCCUGCGUUCUCAAGAUCCCCACUCCCUUAUAGGGAGACCUGAAUCCGAUCUGCUUUACGGGCCAUAUAUUUGCCUAGCUUGACUGUCAUUUCAUGUAUGGAUGGACGCGUGCAUGCUUUGACAGAAUCCUGCGUGCAUCGUUGCAGCGGCACAGAGCAUCCAAAGGAGGGGCUCUUACUUUAGCAAAUAUACAUUGGAUCCGUCGAAGCAUUUAAUUUGCGGAGACUCGCGGCUGCUCGUCUCCCUAAGAACACUACGUAAGGCUUCAGCGUACCCUACGUCUUUUUGAAGGAAUAAUUUCGGGUGACAUUGCAGUCUCUCCCCUCUCUCGGAGAGAUAUAACGUAAGCUCUUCUCGUUUAUUACGUCUGUGAACGGAAGGGAAGGUGGAGCAUUGCCCGUCGUACGUGCUGACGCAGUGGGAUUUCUACGUGUGGUCUGCGUUUCGACCCGCCCUUCCCGCGGUGACGGUGAUGGGUCGGAAGCGGUGUGUCGGUGCAGAUUGUUCGAAGAUGGCGGCCGGGUGCUGCGGGGUGAAGAAGCAGAAGUUGUCGGGAUCCCCCGGUGCGGGGGGUCCCGGCGGGGCGGGGAGCGGGGUAGCCGGGACCGGACAUUGUGGAUCGGAAUUGGGGAUCGGGUCGUCUUCGACUGUCGUGGCCGGGAACGUGAAUCGGGUGAACGGCCUGGGGGGUUCAGGGGGUAGUAGUAGUAGUAGCAGCAGCAGCAGCGGCAGCAGCGGCGGCGGCGGCAACACCAAUGUUCUAUCCCCAACUCCAGGAGGCUACAACUCAACGGGCCUCUCCCCGACUCUCAGUCCCGGACCUGGCUCGGGAGGCAGGAAAAUGGUCGUUUCGGCGGAGAUGUGUUGCUUUUGCUUCGAUGUGCUUUAUUGCCAUCUAUACGGAUACCAGCCUCCUCGAACACCCAGGUUUACAAACGACCCCUACCCACUGUUUGUCACUUGGAAAAUCGGCCGGGACAAGCGGUUAAGGGGUUGUAUAGGUACAUUUUCUGCCAUGAACCUGCACUCAGGACUCAGGGAGUACACCCUUACUAGUGCCCUUAAAGACAGUCGCUUUCCCCCCAUGACGAGGGACGAGCUGCAGCGCCUCUUCUGCUCAGUGUCUCUGCUCACCAACUUUGAGGAUGUUGGGGAUUAUUUAGACUGGGAGGUGGGUGUUCACGGCAUUAGGAUAGAAUUUUUUAAUGAAAAAGGAUCAAAGCGCACCGCCACCUACCUGCCAGAGGUUGCGAAGGAGCAAGGAUGGGACCACAUUCAGACCAUAGAUUCCUUACUUCGAAAGGGAGGUUACAAAGCUCCCAUCACAAAUGACUUCAGGAAGACUAUUAAAUUGACCAGGUACCGUAGUGAAAAGAUGACAAUGAGCUACGCAGAAUACAUCGCCCACCGCCAGCAUCAUCACUACCAGAAUGGCAUCGGGCACCCUCUCCCUCCAUACAACCAUUAUUCCUGACAGCGAGCCGCAUGACCAGUCACUGGACCUCUCUGCGGACAUCUUCCCCGGAGAGCCCGCCUCCUCGUGGUCUAGCUAUCUGUACUACUGUACCAUUUUAUGAUGAUAGUUUCCGUUGCCAUGUCCACAGUCAUAUGGAGGCAUGGCAGCGGGUGCAAAAUAAGCAUUAGGUGAUUAUAAAGCGAAAUUCAUUUUGUCAUUUUUAUUAUUUGUAUUAAUUUAGUUUUUGCAGCAUAUACAUAUAAAUAUAUAUCGACCCCUUACUCUUUUUUUUUUU
Rhinichthys klamathensis goyatoka is the source of this 2239-nucleotide messenger RNA. RefSeq names its product AMMECR nuclear protein 1 (gene ammecr1). The coding region runs from base 961 to 1962 and encodes 333 amino acids. The record is from RefSeq and is a predicted model, not a curated record. The transcript is spliced from 6 exons. NCBI's taxonomy places the organism in Eukaryota, Metazoa, Chordata, Actinopteri, Cypriniformes, Leuciscidae.